AUGGUCAGGUUCACCAACCCAGACGACAGUGACACUCCGGAAGAGCUGAGCGCAGAUUGGCUGUACCAGGAGCUGGCACGGCAGUGGUCGCGUCUGGUGCCGCAGCUCGACAACUCCACCGUCACGAGGGCCGCUUACUACUCGGUUCUGCUCCAACCUGGCUUCAGGAUUAUCUCAUUCAACUCCAUGUUCGGCUAUUCUUCCAAUCUGUGGCUGGUAGAGGACUCGCAGGACCCCGGGGAGGAGCUGGCGUGGCUGGAGGAGCAGCUGAACAGAGCAGAGGCCUCAGGGGAGCUGGUUCACCUGCUAGGCCACGUCCCGCCGGGCAUACUGGAGGCCGAGCGCACCUGGUCACGGGAGUUCAACAGGAUUGUCGUCAGGUACGAAAACACCAUUCGUGGCCUGUUCUACGGCCAUACUCAUUUUGACGAGUUGGAGAUCUUUCACGACGGUGAGCGUCCUGUGGGUGUUGCCUACAUCGCUCCCAGCCAGACACCAUGGUACGGCCUCAACCCUGCCUAUAGGAUCUACUAUGUUGAUGGAGAUCGAGAAAAUUCCACUAGAGUGAGUAAUUCAUAUGUUUUUGUUUUAUGUGCAAAUGCAGUUUUAUGAUCCUGAAAACGCCCA
This is a messenger RNA of Procambarus clarkii (red swamp crayfish), 627 nucleotides long. Lineage: Eukaryota; Metazoa; Arthropoda; Malacostraca; Decapoda; Cambaridae. The record is from RefSeq and is a predicted model, not a curated record.